AUGCGUUGCCUUCUGUUUGAGUCACUUCUUGUGUUGGCAUAUUUAAUAAGAAAUGGUAAUGAAAAAGUGGUUAAAUCAGCACGUGAACAUCUAUAUGAUCUUAGAAGUUUAGAAAAUUUUUCUUAUCAUGAUGAACAUGACAAUGAUCAAGGAAUUAAUAUACGUCAUAAAGUAAAAGAAUUAAUUGAAUUUAUUGAAGAUGAUGAUCGAAUUCGAGAUGAACGUAAAAAAGCAAAAGCUAAUCGUGAUAAAUAUAUUGAUGAUCGAUGGAAUAAUAAUGAUGAAUUAUCAAAUUCAACAAAAACAAAAGAUUUCGUAUCGGAAAAUUAUUCAUUAGAUAAAAGAGUUCAAACAACACAUUGGCCAACGUCAACACAAUCUUCAUCAUCGAUGAUAUUUGAUCCAUUUGCAUCAUUAGAAACAUCACCGAAUCAUUUUCAACCAAAUCUAUUUUCAUCUAAUCAACAACAAACAUUUACAAAUUCAUCUAUAUUUCAACAACAAUCAAAUAUAAAUUCAAUGAAUAAUACUUGGUCAUCAGCAGCGGGAAAAUUAGAUAUAUCAUUAAAUAAUUUAAUUCCACAUACACGUGGUGAUCAACAGAAAACAUCAUUAACACUAAAUCAAUUAACUAGUUCAACUAAAUCUGAUUUUUCCAUAUUAAAUACAAAUACUCAAUCAAUAUUUUCUACUCCGAAUAAAAAAAAUAACAAAAUUUUAUCAUUUUUUUUUAAAUUUUUCGUCCUUUUAAUGAAUGAUUGA
Messenger RNA from Rotaria sp. Silwood2, 762 nucleotides. The record is from the annotation of a GenBank genome assembly. Lineage: Eukaryota; Metazoa; Rotifera; Eurotatoria; Philodinida; Philodinidae.